GCGCUUACCAGCUUGCAUCUCUGUCUAGGAAGAAUGCUCUCCUACAUCCAGCGGAGACGAUCUUGACCCAGUACUAGAUUUCUCUUCCAACAGUUCUAAUUCGACUGCGCCGUUCAGCCAGCUCAGCCCUCUUCGAGUGCACAUGGCGGAGGGAGCGGCCAGUCUUAACAGCUCUCAAAGUGCGAGCCAGGCCAAUCACCCAGUUCCCGGACGCUUUCGGUGUCUUGAAUGCCAGCAAACGUUCGGCCGAGUUGAGCAUUUAACACGCCAUGCAAGGAGUCACAUGAAAGAGCGCUUUCUCAAAUGCUCCUACUGCCGUAAAGGCUUUUAUAGAAUAGACGCUUUGAGACGGCAUGAGCAAGUUCACAAUGAACCCAAACGGAGUGUCCUUGGAAAAGGAAAUCGGGCCUGCCUAGCAUGUGCAGCCGCUAGGAGAAAAUGCAGUGGUGGUAUUCCAUGCCUAGGCUGCCAAAAACGAACAGUCGACUGCAAAUACCCAGAGUCUGGCAGGUCACGAAGAGCUACUUCAACUCGGUUGACUGUGGGUGGUGAGGAUGCAACAUCACCUGUUGACGACCAAGAAACGCCAUCAAGAAGUGAGCACAGCUCUUCGAAGGCCCAAGUGUCUCCGAUGUCUUGGUCUAAUACAUCUGCCUCGCCGAGAAUGAAUCAAGAUCAGGAGCAAAUCCACACCACAACAGCCGAUUCUCUUCCUGGUACAAAUGAUCCAAAUAAUUUCCUCUUUCAAAGUCACGCUUCACCAGAAUAUGCAUUAUCUUUUGCUCGAAAUAGUGUUCAGAUGCCGAGCUCCAUAUCUCCUGGUCGAUCUGGUCACCACAACUCGCAGCCACUCACCUCCCCUACCAGCCGCAGUCAGCAACAAAACAUGGAGAUCCCUCCCAGCUCAGAACCAAUCCAGCCUUUCAUGGAACAACCAACCAAUGUUGGGUCUUUGGACAUGAACGCUCGCGCAGAGAUCAAGCAUCAUCAGCAUGAAAAUGGGGUACCAGAGCCGUGGUAUCAAAACAACUUUUCCUCGAUCAAUUGGCUCCCGGAUAACUGGACGCCUGAUUUCCAGAUGGGUGGUGACCUCGGCCCCUUCGAUCAACAUUCUCUCUUCUUUGGCCAAACUCCACAAGCUAGUAAUAUCACAUACCCCCUCACAAACUCGGGUCAGAAUCAAACAUCGCCUCGACACUUUCCACCCCGAGCAAGAGAUCCGCUAGGGCGGCAGUCACAAGCUGUAGAUGGCCAGGAUGUCUCAAGCCCGAGUACGCAAAGUACACACAGUGGCGGCCACUUUUAUGUUGACGGCGAUGGGGCAAGAUUGCCACGAGUUCGCAAGAUACCAUAUCGACAUUCGGAUUCGCACGCCCAUGCUUCCACGUUUGGAACCGAAGAAGCCUUCCCGGCAUUUAAAUUCCCAGAAACUGGGGACCUUCCAGAGGUUGCAGAGACUAAGCAAAUCCCUCAAGGUUCAUACACCGAAAUUAGAGAAAGCUUUACUCACACAUGCACCGCAACGACCCACUAUUCAAAGUUCUACAAUGUUGCAUUCCCUUCACGUCAGGUCUUGAGUCUCUGCAUACUCCUUUACCGAGACAAUUUUGAAUCAAUCCUACCAUUUAUACAUCCGGCUACCUUCAAUAUAUCCUCUUCUCAUUGGCUCCUCAUGUUAGCUAUGGCUGCAGUCGGAAGUCACUACCUUGAAAUUGAAGAUUCUGAGGGUUUCAGUGUUGCCAUACACGAGUUCUUGCGCAGGGCAAUAGAGGCUGUGAGCGAGAAUGGGGAAUAUCCGAGACCUUCCAAGUUACACUUUACCCAAAUCAGUCUCCUAAAUUGCGUGGGCAUGAUGUACUGCGGCGAUGAGCGACUUUCGAAAAUCGCGGAAGGCUACCACGGCGAUCUCGCAUCGUUUUGCAGCACGGAAUGGUCGAUGGCACGCUCAGACGUAGACCAAUCAAACAACAAUGGAAUGGAAGAUAUUGACUAUGGCUGGAGGAGAUGGUAUGAAGCAGAAAGCCGCCGACGUACAGGCUAUUGCAUAUGGUGGUUGGACUGUAUGUGGGCUUUCCACUUCCAAAGACGCCCUCUCCUGUCCUUAGAAGACGCUCGGGUUCCAAUACCAUGCCAAGAAGUUCUCUGGGAAGCGCAGACAGCUCUGGAUUGGCAGCAGCUCCAUUCCUGUGCUGAUCCGAACCCCUCUCUCCACGCAGCAAUCCAACUUGCCUACGUCGAAAAGCGCAUCCGGUCCUCUACAGGCGAGUUUAGUCGAAUCCUAUGCAUCCACGCACUCUUCCGCCGGACAUGGGAGGUUGAAUCAUAUUUCAAACAACCCCUCACGCUGUGGACCCCCACCGCAGAGAAACAGGACAUCAAGACCAUCACGAGAUCCAUGCCGGUCUGGCUACCAGGAAUACAAACCUAUUCCAAAUGGCGCAACUCAGCCUGCGACUCCCUGGACAUCCUUCACUGGCAUGCAAACAGCGUAAUAGGAGCAGCAUCAGGAAUGGAGCACCCCACAGUCCUGCACCUCCACCUCGCACGAGUCAUCCUCCUAACACCCUUCUGCCAAAUCCUCCAACUCGCCCACCUCAUGACGAACGAACCCCUCCCAACAACUGAAGAAGAUCUCGACAUCCCGACCCUCAAAAAGCACAUCCAACGUUGGGCCGUCGAAGACCAGCACAAAGCUCGUCUUGCCAUGAUCCACGCUGGCGCUCUCUUCUGGCACGUUCGCCGUUUUUCGGCAGAUGCUUUCUACGAGCCAUCCUCCGUCUUCCUCGCCACACUCGCGUUCUGGGCGUACGGCACAUUCGCAGCACGCACCUUACCGCCUUCCCAACCUAAGCCUGACUCCCACCCUCCUUCUCAAGCAGCCAACAAGGACGAUGACGACGAAGCCGAAUCUCUAUUCCCGACAUCCAUGCAGCUUGAUCGGCCAGCAGACGAUGAACUCGUCCAACUCUUCGUAAAAAGGGGCGCUAGCAUGCGUGCUAACAUCACCGGGGUCGGUAAUCUUUGUAGUGUGAAGGGACCGAUGAGGGUUCUUGUUGAGGGGAGGAAGCUACUGGCUGGGUUGAAGACAUGGGGGGAACGGAGGAGGGGGAUCAGGGUGCUGAGUGCUUUGAUUGAAGUUUGUAGGCAGGAUGUGCCGGGGGCUGGGAUGGGUGUUGGCAGUUAGUUAAUUAAGAGUAAUGGAGUUAGCUUAAGCUGCGCUCCUGAUUCAUCAUGCCAGAUUAAACGCCUUCUCUUUGGCCCUCUAAAGGAAAGGCAACACCAGGUAGCUCUGAGCUAUAUGUAUAGAUUCGAACACUUGCUUUCAAAAGGAAUGUCGCUUGACUGUCCCUUGAGUUUAGACCAAC
Hyaloscypha bicolor E is the source of this 3365-nucleotide messenger RNA. RefSeq lists its product as uncharacterized. NCBI's taxonomy places the organism in Eukaryota, Fungi, Ascomycota, Leotiomycetes, Helotiales, Hyaloscyphaceae. Gene Ontology annotation, biological process: DNA-templated transcription; regulation of DNA-templated transcription. The transcript has 6 exons. The coding region runs from base 143 to 3184 and encodes 1013 amino acids. The record is from RefSeq and is a predicted model, not a curated record. Gene Ontology annotation, molecular function: DNA binding; zinc ion binding; DNA-binding transcription factor activity, RNA polymerase II-specific.